AUGGUUUACAGUGGUGACUCUUAUUCAGAAGAAGAGAAACAUAAAAUUAUCGAGGAGUUCUAUUUAUCACCAUUAGGAGGACAUCAAGGGAUUUCUAAAACAAUUAAGCGAAUUAAAUUACACCAUACGUGGAAAGGCUUGAAGAAAGAUGUUAUAGAGUUUGACGCUUGCAAAAAGAUUGUCUUUACAACAAAGUGCCUGGAGGACGACGUCAAGGUCAACUGCAUGCAAGUGCAAAUUGAUGGUUUUACAAAGUUUUCAAUAUUAAAACCAACCAAAAAUGUCAAGAGCAGCACAACCACAAAAUUAAUGGAGGACAUUAUAUAUAUAUUUGGACCUAUGAUCAGAAUAAUCUGUGAUCGUGGUACAGCCUAUAUAGGGAAAGAAUUUGAACAAAUGUGCAAGUCUAGAAACAUUAUACAUGUAAGAAAUGCGACAGCUACUCCCACAGCCAACGGACAGAGAGAGGAGGCAGAUUGGGACAAGAACAUGGGAAGGAUACAGUGGGCCAUUAAUAAUGCAUUUAACAAAUCAACACAAUCAACUCUAUUUGCAUUAAUGUUUGGAUUCACACCAAGAACAUAUGAUGGUCACCCAAUACAAGAUGAAAUACAAGCAAUUUCAAACAGUACUUGUGAUAUUACCAAACUAAGAACUAGAGCCUUAGAAUCAAUAAUUAUUGAGCAAAAUAAAAUGCAAGAUCAUCACAACAAAAAUAGAUCUAGAAUACCUACUUAUAUCACGGGUGACCUAGUAAUGAUCCAGCGUCAGUCACUUGGUCAGCCAGAGUGCAGGAUUAAACCUGAAAUUCAAAGAACACAGACAUUUUAUGAAGGUGUGGUGGCCAUUGACCAGAUGAAACUCUAUACAAAUCCUGGAUCUGACUCAAGUGAUGAAGGAAGUUCAUGA
Molecule: messenger RNA, 909 nt
Organism: Rhopalosiphum padi (bird cherry-oat aphid)
Lineage: Eukaryota; Metazoa; Arthropoda; Insecta; Hemiptera; Aphididae
Exons: 5
Coding region: 1-909 (302 amino acids)
Biological process (GO): DNA integration
Molecular function (GO): nucleic acid binding
Source: RefSeq, a predicted model, not a curated record